Messenger RNA from Symbiodinium sp. CCMP2456, 951 nucleotides. The record is from the annotation of a GenBank genome assembly. Lineage: Eukaryota; Dinophyceae; Suessiales; Symbiodiniaceae.
GUGGCCUGCGCUUGGUUUGGAGUGCAUUGGCUGAAUAGCUCUGAGAACUGGGUGCUGGCAAGUGGCCUCAAUGACAGGGACGCGGUCUUCCAAUAUUUGAGCUGCCUGCUAUGGGCCUUUUGCCAGCUCGGUGUGGGCGAAAGUCCGCUCCUUCCCACCAACAAGACCGAGAUGGUCCUGAACAGUGUCGUUGGAUUCCGAUCCCUGGUCACCUCAGCAACUCUCAUCAGCACCAUGAGCGGCCUUAUCGCCGGUCUGCGCAAGCUGAGGGAAGAUGAGAUCUCCGAGUUCCGCCUCUUGCGCAGAUAUCUGCAGCAAAACAGCAUUCCGCAUGCCCUGGGCCAGAAGGUCACGCAGUUUCUUCAGCAUCAAUACGCGGCGAGGCAACAUGAAAGGUCACUACAUAUGCAUGUGCCACUCCUGAGCCUCCUGUCUCGGCCGAUGUACCAAGAGCUCCAGUUUGAGAGACAUCGCGUGGCACUCUCGAAGAUUGGCGUGGUGAGGGAACUCCUUGAGGGGGAUGGUGUGCAUUGUCUGCACACCUUGCAUCAGAUGGCCAGUGAAAGCCUCGUUCCGAUCCUCGGGGCCGCGGGUGAUUCGAUCUUCCUCAGCGGCCACGUCGCGAAAUCCUCGUUCCUAAUGAUGACCGGACGCUUGUGCUACUACCGCGCCGACAGCUCUGAGAUCCUGGACGAUACGCGCUGGGUUGCGGAGAUGUGCCUCUGGGCACCCUGGGUGCAUAUGGGUGAUUUGGAAGCGCAAGACACCUCCGAGCUCCUGAGUUUGGAUGCCGACGGCUUCUGCGCGACUCUGGGGCACAACUGGGAGACGCAGCGUGCUGCCAGCAGGUAUGCUCGCCGCUUCGUGGAUGCGGUGCAGAAGCAGUCCUUCUUGAGCGACAUCUUCGUCGAUCGGAACUCGAUCUUAGAUCCUACUCCCAAGCACGAGGAG